CUUAUUAAAUAGUAUGUGUAAUGCUGGUGGUUGUUAGCGAUGGAUUUGGAUUACCAAGACCGGCUCAUGCGGCAGCAUUAUGGAGGUUCUUCUGUUGGAUCAUCUCAGAGCCCCAUCAAAUGUGUCAGCCCCUUUAAGCUAGCAUCACCUUCAAAAGAAAAAUUAGCUGACAGGUUUGUCCCACUCAGAACAAACGCUAGAUGGGCACUAAAUUUUGGCAGUCCAAAUGACAAGAACAAACCAUCGGCUCCACCGCCGAAGAAAAGCAAAGAUCUGUGUCCCGACUCGACCAAAGACCAUUAUGCGUAUUCGUGUCUACUGACCAAUGAGUUGCUUGGUCAUGACAUAUCAGAUAUAAAAUACCAAGAUCUGUCGCAAAGUGAACGGAGAGCUUUGGUGCCGGUCAGGACAAAUCCAAACCAGAAUCUUCUGCAAUUCCAGACAACCAACCGCGUACCGGGCACUGAAAAUUUGGAUCCUUCAGCACCUGACUACAGUCUAUCGCCUAUAAACAAAGCAAGUCAAAACCUUCUCAUGUCUCCUCGUAAAGCAGUUCGCAAAAUCUGCAAGCAACCUUUCAAAGUGCUCGACGCUCCGCAGCUGCAGGACGAUUUCUAUCUUAACUUAGUUGAUUGGUCUUCACAGAACUUCUUAGCAGUUGGACUGGGAUCCUGUACAUACCUGUGGGACGCAACUUCAUCAAAUGUUACAAAGUUGUGCGAUUUGGCGUCUGAGGAUGACGCAGUUACUUCAGUCAGCUGGGCCGAUCGGGGUACUCGAAUCGCGAUCGGAACUAGGAGAGCAUUGGUUCAAAUUUGGGACGUCUCAACUCAAAAAAGGAUCUAUGAAUUAUCUGGCCAUGCAGCGCGUGUAGCGUCUCUGGCAUGGAAUGGAGAUCUAAUCUCGAGUGGAUCCAGAGACAGGAGUAUCCUACAUCGGGACAUCAGGCAUCCCCGGGUGGUACCAGACCGGGAGCUGAAGGGACACAAACAGGAAGUGUGUGGGUUGAAAUGGUCGCCCGAUAAACAACUCUUGGCUUCAGGCGGAAACGACAAUAAGCUUUUUGUAUGGGACAACAGAAGCAAUACAUACUUGCAGCAAUACACAGACCACAUAGCAGCCGUCAAGGCCAUCGCCUGGUCGCCUCAUCAACACGGCCUGCUAGCCUCAGGCGGAGGAACAGCAGAUAGAUGUAUCAGAUUCUGGAACACCCUAACCCAGCAGCCUCUGAACAGUAUCGACACGGGUAGUCAAGUGUGUAAUCUUUCAUGGGCUAAAUACACAAGUGAACUGGUCAGCACGCAUGGAUACAGUCAGAAUCAAAUUUUGAUCUGGAAGUACCCCUCCAUGCAGCAAGUGGUCAAGUUGACUGGUCAUACUUUCAGAGUGCUCUAUCUGGCUGUUUCUCCCGAUGGCGAAUCAAUCGUAACUGGCGCAGGCGAUGAGACACUUCGAUUCUGGAAUGUUUUCAGCAAAUCAAGAGCAGAAAAUGAUUCACAUUCAGUGCUAAAUUUGUUCACCCAAAUCAGAUAGAAACAUUCGCAUCUGGACUAGGCGAAUCAUUAGACGUAUAGGAAUUGACUCCACUGAGCCUGUGGGAAGUUUGCCAUGCCGGACGGGAAAAAAGGAAUUUAAAAAGCUGAUGUUGACCUAAGAACUUUGCGACAUCUUCGUAGAAGCACUGUGGCAACUUUUAGUGUGUAUUUGUUUGCGAGUUGCAUGUUGACUAAACUGAAUUGGAAGCUAACGCGUGUUUCAGAAACCUAUAACGUGUCGUUUUUGCUCUUGUGAAAUCAUUAUCUUAAUAAUGUUCAAAUGUCUUUAUGUAUGCAGAUGUCUUAUUAACAUGAUAUUUUCAUCAAAUAGAAGUGUAUUCUCUCAUUAGCUUGAGUUUUAAUUGAUUUAAUGGAUCUCUUUAAAUUUUUUGUCAUAUUGCAACAAUUGAGUGGCGUUAGUUGCUUUCAAGAUCAUAUAUGCUUAACCGUUGGUUAAGUUUUUUCAAUAGGUCGAUAGUAGUUUGUAAAUGCUGUUGAUAGGAAAAAGAAGUUUUUUGAAGAGAUCUGUAUUUAUAGAUAAUAGAUUUUUAUUGUAUAUUGGACUCAUAGUGUUUGCUUUGUUUUAGUGUCCCUAUUGCUAUUCUAUUCUCCACUCAUUUUCUCAUGAAACGGUGAAACUUUGAAAUUCAUUUCAAGCGAUGCUAUUUUCUUUUUGAAAUUUGUCUUGUAUGUUUAACAGUCAAUGAACGUAGUUCAGACUCUUAUGUAAGUGGCGAUGAUUUUUUUUCAGGACAAAUCCUAAAAUUAGUUCAGUCUCAAAUUUACUUUUUCGCGGUUUGA
Symsagittifera roscoffensis is the source of this 2336-nucleotide messenger RNA. RefSeq names its product fizzy-related protein homolog. The transcript has 11 exons. The coding region runs from base 40 to 1533 and encodes 497 amino acids. The record is from RefSeq and is a predicted model, not a curated record. Gene Ontology annotation, molecular function: ubiquitin ligase activator activity; protein binding; anaphase-promoting complex binding. Lineage: Eukaryota; Metazoa; Xenacoelomorpha; Acoela; Convolutidae. Gene Ontology annotation, biological process: positive regulation of anaphase-promoting complex-dependent catabolic process; anaphase-promoting complex-dependent catabolic process; positive regulation of ubiquitin protein ligase activity. Gene Ontology annotation, cellular component: anaphase-promoting complex.